Messenger RNA from Lemur catta (Ring-tailed lemur), 1642 nucleotides. It is a transcript of the gene EFNA4, whose product is annotated as ephrin A4. Bases 469 to 1074 code for a protein of 201 amino acids. The transcript is spliced from 4 exons. Lineage: Eukaryota; Metazoa; Chordata; Mammalia; Primates; Lemuridae. Gene Ontology annotation, molecular function: ephrin receptor binding. Gene Ontology annotation, biological process: ephrin receptor signaling pathway; axon guidance. Gene Ontology annotation, cellular component: plasma membrane. The record is from RefSeq and is a predicted model, not a curated record.
AUGUGCAAAGAACGGAGGCAAUGUAUGAAGGUGGCUGGACAGGCUUCGUGGAUCCUCGCCCUCACUACCCUAUCUGGGCAAAGAUUGCUUGCUCCUAUUUAAAAUCCUCAACAUUUCUAAUAAGGCUUUCUACCCUGUACUAAGACAAACACGAAAGACACGACCUCCCUAAAAGCACUUAGUGGAAUACUCCUUCCUCCCCGCGCCCUCGCAGUGUGGCGCGGCCUGGGGAGAAGCCUUGGCUAACCUGGCGCGCGCUACGGUGCACAGAGGGUUAACCAGGGCCGGCGCUGAGUGGAAAGGAGGAGAUGAGCUCCCAUUGGUGAAAAGUUAUCCAGGGGCCGGGCCUCUGAGUCUCCGCACCCACCCCCCUUCCCGCAACCCCCCUCCUCACUUUGUACCUCUCUCGCCCGGACUGUGAAGCGGGCCGGGACCGGCCGGGCCACACCAGACCGGACCCCAGGGGCGAUGCGGCUGCUGCCCCUGCUGCGGACUGUCCUCUGGGCCGCGUUCCUCGGCUCCCCUCUGCGCGGGGGCUCCAGCCGUCGCCACGUUGUCUACUGGAACUCCAGUAACCCCAGGCUGCUUCGAGGAGACGCUGUGGUAGAGCUGGGCCUCAACGAUUACCUAGACAUUUUCUGCCCCCACUAUGAAGGCCCAGGCCCCCCCGAGGGGCCCGAGACAUUUACUUUAUACAUGGUGGACUGGCCAGGCUAUGAGGCCUGCCAGGCGAAGGGGCCGGGUGCCUUCAAGCGCUGGGUGUGCUCCCUUCCCUUCGCCCAUGUUCAAUUCUCAGAGAAGAUUCAGCGCUUCACACCCUUCUCCCUUGGCUUCGAGUUCUUGCCUGGAGAGACUUACUACUACAUCUCGGUGCCAACUCCAGAGAGUCCUGGGCAGUGCUUGAGGCUCCAGGUGUCUGUCUGCUGCAAGGAGAGCAAGUCUGAGUCAGCCCAUCCUGUUGGGAACCCUGGAGAGAGUGGCACAUCAGGGUGGCAAGGGGGGGACACUCCCAGCCCCCUCUGUCUCUUGCUGUUGCUGCUGCUCCUGAUUCUGCGUCUCCUGCGAAUCCUGUGAGCCAAGCGGACCCUCCCUGCCACCCCAAGGAGCCAGAGACCUCCUAAGAUCCCCCGGAGGAGGAGGGAUCCCUGCCACCUGCGCUGGGGGUGCCAAUCCAGACUGAUAAGAUGGAGCAUUGAUGGGGGAGGUCAGAGGGUCUGAGGUGACCCUUGCAAGUGCUUGCCCCCUCAUCACAGGCUACAGAGGAGCUGCAGACAGCCCUGGACACCCUGGAGCAGAGGCAAGACAAACAUGGGGGCUUUGUAGGCUGUUUGGAUGGUCUUGUCCCAUCCCCCGGGAAGACUGGGAUUUGGUGGGAUCAAAUCCUUGAGCCAGCUGGGAGCCAAGGCUGAAGACCUGGGGACAGAUGGAUUGCUGGACCAAGGCAAAGAAGAAGCCCUACCUACUGUCUGUGCCCUGUGGACCUCUUCCCUGGGGCAGCACCUUGCCCUCCCCAGGGGGUCACUCACUUGUCUUCUAUGAAGAUGGACUUGUCAUGAGGUUGAAUUUCAUGCCAAUUUGUAUUUUUAUAAGUGUCUAGACCAAACCUUCAAUAAACCACCCAUCUUUUUGUUGCCCUCUCCAA